AUGGUGAGUGACGACUACUAUCUUCAUGAAGAUCUCAUGGAGGAGAUCAUGGUGAGGUUGCCAGUAAAAUCUUUGCUUCGAUUCAAAUGUGUAGCCAAAUCCUGGUAUGCUCUAAUCACAGACCCUUCUUUUAUCUCCAAACAUCUUGAACGGUCUAAUUCUAUCAGUAAGAAUCUCCACCUCAAGCUUAUCUUCCAAUUGUUCAGUCAAUAUCUGCCAGUCACCAUAUCUCUGAUUUCUAAUAUAGAGCAACCUCGUGUGAUCCGAAACUUAGAAUUGCCUUGCUCUACCAACGAUUUGAAAUGGAUAUUAGUUUAUGGUCAGUGUAAUGGGAUUUUCUUUCUCUGUGGAGAUUAUGAAGGAGAUGUUCGGUGCUUAAUUUUGUGGAACCCAGCAACAAAGGAGGUGAAGGCUAUCCCUACGUCUCAAAGGCAACCCAAAGGGAUAAAUCCCACCAACUUUGGAUUUGGGUUUGAUCCCAUCACAAAGGAUUACAAGCUUGUUCGAUUUCCAAUCUGUCCAGUGGAAAAAAAUGACCAACCACUAGUUGAAGUGUACAAUCUCAGUACUAAUUCUUGGAGAAAAAUAGAUGCUGAUGUCUCCUUUUUUGAAUUCCCCUAUUCAUAUAGAGGUCCUUAUUUGAAUGGGGCUUACCAUUGGUUAUGUCGUGACCUUGAUGAGAUCAAUAAGUUUAUCGUGAGUUUUGAUUUUAGCAAAGAGGUUUUUAAGAUUAUCCAGAGUCCUCCUGGGAUUACUUCCUCUCCUACUGAGAAUAAUCUUCUUACUACAAUGGAUGAGAGUCUUGCUUGGUUUGUUAAGUAUGACUCGAUUGAGCUUCGUGUUGAGAUUUGGGUGAUGAAUGAGUAUGGUGUUGAGAGCAGUUGGAGUAAGAAGUUUGUGGUUCGACCAUUCUCUGAGUCUUGGCACAUCUUAGGGUUUUGGGGAGACAAUGAGAUUCUUGUUUAUGAAAACAUUAGUGGUCAAAUGAUUUCAUAUAAUUUUCGGAAUGGACAGAGGCAGAGGUUGCAAAACCACUUUCCAACCAUGACAAUGAUGGAUUAUGUGGAAAGUUUGUGUCCUCUGGGAGGAAAGGGGAAAUACCAAAAAAUAUGA
This is a messenger RNA of Neltuma alba, 1113 nucleotides long. Its product is annotated as F-box/kelch-repeat protein At3g06240-like. The coding region runs from base 1 to 1113 and encodes 370 amino acids. NCBI's taxonomy places the organism in Eukaryota, Viridiplantae, Streptophyta, Magnoliopsida, Fabales, Fabaceae. The transcript has a single exon. Gene Ontology annotation, molecular function: protein binding. The record is from RefSeq and is a predicted model, not a curated record.